GGCUCCACCUCAGGGAAACGCUCUCCGGAGGCGGCUGCGCUUCUUUCAGCUUCGGUUCCUCUCGCCCACACGCUGUCUUCUCUUGUCCGGGGGCGGCUUUCGGCUCCACUCCCAGGGUCCAGACAUGGCGGAGACCGGAGGUGCGAGUGCGUACGGAGCCGCGCUGGCCGGAGUCGGCUUUGACUUCUACAAGUUCGUCCGACAGCCGCAAACUAUCGUGCGGGUCCUCAGCUGGGUGUUUGCCCUGGUGGUGUUUGCCUGCAUCACCACAGAGGGGUAUGUCAACCCUUCUAGCAGCGCCGAGGCAAAGUGCAUCUUCAACCAGAACGACUCGGCGUGUCAGUAUGCCGUGGGAAUCGGGGUGAUCGCCUUCCUGGCCUGCGUGGCCUUCCUCGUGAUGGAUGUUUACGUUCCCUUUAUGAGCAACGCCCAGGACAGGAAGUACGCUGUCAUGGCGGACCUUGGAUUCUCAGGGGUGUGGACCUUCCUGUGGUUUGUGUGUUUCUGCCUUUUGGCCAGUCAGUGGUCUCGCACUCAUGAUGUCAGGGCGAUCCCCGAGGACGCUGCGCGCGCCACCAUUGCCUUCUCGUUCUUCUCCAUCGCCACAUGGGGAAUCCUGACUUACUUCGCCCUGGGCCGUUUCCGUCGGGGCAUGGACGACGUCAGCAUCCCCACCUACACGGAUCCAGCCCCGGAAAUCCACACCCCGUACCCCGCCACCUACGCUCCCACCACCUACACCCCCACCACCUACACCUACCCCAGCAACGUGCCCGAAUCCCAGAAGCAGCCCCCCUUCACCUCAAACCUCCCGCCGCAGAGCGACACCAGCUACCUGCCGCCCAAAUACUGACGCAGUGGAGGGGGGGGGUGGGUGGGUGCGUGGGGUCUUCACGGAUGACGCGGCACUGCUGAGCUACAGAGCUCUGUCGUAUCGAUGCGGUUUUACAUUCAAGUCAACACACUGUUCAAAGUGUCCGAGAGGACGUGAGCCUCACGGCGGCAGGCUGGAGACGACGAGCGAACGCCGUUUACGCCAAGGGGCCUGAGGUCAGGUCUGAAGACACUGAAAGAGGCUUGAGCAAUGUGACCUUUGACCUGUGUGCAAAAGCAACAUUUACCUCAGACGAACUGAAUCUGCAGGUCAUCGGGGCGUUGCAGUGAAAACGAUCCUGCAGAGGAGCAACAAUCAGUGUGGAGGAGGCCAAACGUGUUUCUCUUUACUCUAGAGACGGGAUGGUCACGUGCCAUGUUGUUUUGAUUUUCAGGAUAUUUUUUCUCUUUCUUUAAAUGGCUCAAAAAGCUAUAGUAAUACAAUUUACCAAAUGGGUUAUGAGGUUUGUGGAGAAAAAAAAAUACAACCUAAUUUAAAUUAUUUUAUAAUCAUGGAUUCUGUAAAAAUAACACAAAUCCUGUGAUAAGUAAUCAGAAAAGGUUUUCCUUUCCUUUGCUGCUUAAACUCAUUAAAGCCAUGAUUGAGCAUUUCCACCAGACUAUUAACUGUAUUAACUGUAACAGACGUGUGUUGGUUUGAAAAGGUUUACAUGUGUUGAACUGACCUUUGAACUCGCAGCUAACUUUCCGAUGGAGAGGGAGGAGCUUGGAGAUAACGCGGCACUUAUUGUACAAGUCUUUCCACUGAAUGUUUUCUUCUUCUCUCUCUUGUGCAGCAUGUCUUCCUCCACCGCCCAAAAACAGAGCAACAGCUCCCUUCCUUGGUUAAACACUGACUUUUUUAUUUUCCUGAGACGGGAUGGGUUUCUUUAAUGAACAGGCUUCAAAGGUACAACUACAGAUCACUAAAAACUGCUCUCUGAGCUUGCAGUUCAUUUGCUUCGCCAGGUCUGUCUGGUGUAGAUCAGGGAACAGUUUUGGUUCGUUGGGUAAGCCGAAUUUAGACCUGCGAAAAGAUUAUGUUUUUCUUGAGUCAUCUGUGAACGGUGGAGUGGCGUCUGUCCUUUUUCAUGCCAAAUGUGCAUAAGUGGUUCAGAGAAAGAGGAAGAGAAGACUUUGUUUGUACCCGGAAUUGCCUUGCAACAUCACUCCGGCGGUCAAAGAUCAGAUCCAGGAGAGUUCCUGUGCUUACAGCACCCUGCAGAGGUGUCCAUACGUCCCAUUAAAUCUUGCUAAGACACUCUGGAGUUCUGGGGGUGUAGGUUGUGGGAGGGUCACAACUCCUAAGCUGGUUUGGGAACUGAAGAGUUUAAAAUGUGAUUAAAUCCUGUGGUAAUAUUCUUGAGUUGUAACAGCUGUGUCAAAUGCUGAAAAUCUAGUUCUUGGCUCUGUGCAUAAAGUUCAACUGUGGCAUCUACAGCAGCUUCUUUUAAUUUGUCACUUUGAUCGGCUUGUUUUGGUUUUGGUUUUUUUUCCCGUAGAGCCGUAAAUGACGUGGGUCUAAAAAUGGUGUGGCCAAGGAUUCGUGAUUUACUCAAUUGCAGCAAAUGAGCUCUGAAAUAUGUGUAAAUAAUGUGCACCUUGUUUGUCUUGCUUUAAAAAUAAUAAACAAAUUGGUUAAUGAA
Messenger RNA from Poeciliopsis prolifica (blackstripe livebearer), 2519 nucleotides. It is a transcript of the gene syngr2b, whose product is annotated as synaptogyrin 2b. NCBI's taxonomy places the organism in Eukaryota, Metazoa, Chordata, Actinopteri, Cyprinodontiformes, Poeciliidae. The transcript is spliced from 4 exons. The coding region runs from base 125 to 853 and encodes 242 amino acids. The record is from RefSeq and is a predicted model, not a curated record. Gene Ontology annotation, cellular component: synaptic vesicle membrane; neuromuscular junction.